UGUGAAACUCAUUGAUAUUACUAUUCAAGAGAAUGCUAAUAUUUUAACAAACAAUUCCAAUAUCCAACAAGAAGAAAACAAGGAAGGAAAACUUAUACCAAAAAAUAAUAGGCAAUAUAAAGAUGAGUAUUAUAGUUAG
This is a messenger RNA of Cetraspora pellucida, 139 nucleotides long. Lineage: Eukaryota; Fungi; Glomeromycota; Glomeromycetes; Diversisporales; Gigasporaceae. The record is from the annotation of a GenBank genome assembly.